This is a messenger RNA of Branchiostoma floridae (Florida lancelet), 2183 nucleotides long. Its product is annotated as rho-related GTP-binding protein RhoA-C. NCBI's taxonomy places the organism in Eukaryota, Metazoa, Chordata, Leptocardii, Amphioxiformes, Branchiostomatidae. The coding region runs from base 155 to 736 and encodes 193 amino acids. Gene Ontology annotation, molecular function: GTPase activity; GTP binding. The record is from RefSeq and is a predicted model, not a curated record. The transcript has 4 exons. Gene Ontology annotation, biological process: small GTPase-mediated signal transduction; cell migration.
GGUGGGUGUGGAUUGCCCAGUGUGCUUUGCGUGCCGCCAUUUUGAAUUCUAACAGUAAUUUGUCUGAAUUUCUUCCUCAAGAGGAUUUGGUGAAUCCGACUGAAAUUUGCUCACAGAUUUCUGCUUUAAGUUCAUAUCUGGGCCGUUAGAACCGAUGGCGGCGAUACGGAAGAAGCUGGUAAUAGUAGGCGACGGUGCUUGUGGUAAAACCUGCCUUUUAAUCGUCUUCAGCAAAGACCAGUUUCCGGAGGUAUACGUGCCCACCGUCUUCGAAAACUAUGUAGCAGACAUAGAAGUUGACGGAAAAUUGGUGGAGCUGGCGCUAUGGGACACGGCUGGACAGGAAGACUACGACAGACUGCGUCCGCUAUCGUACCCAGAUACUGACGUCAUCCUCAUGUGUUUCUCCAUCGACAGCCCAGACAGCUUAGAGAACAUCCCUGAGAAGUGGACCCCCGAGGUGAAACACUUCUGCCCUAACGUGCCAAUCAUUUUGGUGGGCAACAAGAAAGAUCUGAGGAAUGACGAGUCGACUAAGCGUGAGCUGGCCAAAAUGAAGCAAGAACCGGUCAAGACAGAAGAAGGGCGGCAUAUGGCAGAAAUGAUCAACGCCUUUGCAUACCUUGAGUGCUCAGCCAAGACCAAAGAGGGGGUGCGAGAGGUCUUUGAAACGGCCACUAAGGCUGCUCUGGCAAAUAAGAAGAGGAAGCGUAAGCCCAAGUGUCUGCUGUUGUAGAUGUGUGCUCCUGCAUCCUGGUGCAACCGACCAAUCAGGGACAUGAAUCCUCCCCCUCGACGAAUCAGGGGUUGCCCUUUCCCUGAUGUCAUUAAUGUGUUGAUAAGUAUGUAGCUUACAGGCUUUUUGACUCCCAUUUUGUACUCCCACAGUAAUGAACGCCUUAACAGUACCGUAGUUCAGUUUCUUCACUCUCUUUCAAUGAUAGGCACGGACGUGUGAAUAGAACAUUCCAAGUCAUCAAACACGUACAGUGAGGAAUUGACAUCUUCAAAUUUCAACUGCAAUCCAAAUGCUUUGAGACACCUUUGUGGGAUAACCCAUGUUUUGUAUAGAUUUUGUUGACUUAUGUUGUAAUAGCUUGCUAUAGUAGUUUGUAGGUUGGUAGGAAUGUUGACUUGAUAAUGAGCAAUUUGACACAUAGACAUUUCUAGGGAUAAUUAACCACUUAGAUAUAAAUAAUUGCAGAAGGAGGCAUGUGAGAAAUAAACUGGUGACAACUUUAAAUAUGUACACUUAUAAUGCAACGCUGACUUGUUUUUGUACUUACUAAACAUGUUUAGUUCCACCGAUGGGAAAUAUGUAUGGUAGGACAACUAGUGUUGCUGUAUUAAUCAUUUUCUGAGGCAAGUGUUGUAUGGUAUUCUCGUGGGUGACUGAUAAGUUGAGAAGAUAAUUUCCUUAGAUACAAGCAAAAUGCGGAGAAGGGCAGUGAAGAACAUGACAAAAAUGUUGGCCUGCUAAAGGUGACAGAACUGUUUCCCUCCCCUCGUACUUGGGCUAAACACCAGGAUGGUAACAAAAUGAUGUUAUGUGUUGAACAAAAAAACCCAGUCCGAUGUAUGUGACAAGAAAAAAAGGUAGAAUAAUUUUGGUUUGCUUGAUGUAUUGAGCUAUGAAGUUUGUAUAGAUUAAUUUGUGUACACCUCGAAGCUCCAAGAUCCCCACAAGUGCCAGUUCUCGUGUGCAUUUUGUAACUUUGGUGGAUUGCUCCUGUUGUUUCUACCUAAAACUCUACUAUGUACAAAGCCCUCUUUGUAUCUAAGGUUUCUUCAAUAGAAGACCAAUUAGCAAUGCUGGUAUAUCAAUAAUAGGCAUGACAAUGGCAUCAAUUUCACUCUGCUUACAACAUACAGUACCCUCACAAGUUUUCUUUCUUUUCCAUUUGUAAGGAUGAGAAAAUUAAUUCACUCAAGGCAGUAUUUUUGUUCCUUACCAAAUUACUGACAUAUUUGUGUGAACAAAGCAUUUCUGUACUGGAAAUCCUUUUACUGUCUAGAUUCUAGAUCUGUCCCUAAGGAUUCUUUUAUUUCAUGCCAUUUUGUAUUGGUUACUUUCCGAUUGUACGAAUACACGUAGAGGUUUCUGUGAUGUUUCCCCUAUGUGUGCCUUUUUCCUGCUGUAAGCAAUGUUGCCUCCUCAAAAUAAAGUUUGUUUUAAUGGCGAA